Molecule: messenger RNA, 2881 nt
Organism: Caenorhabditis elegans
Lineage: Eukaryota; Metazoa; Nematoda; Chromadorea; Rhabditida; Rhabditidae
Gene: C18E3.3
Product: ULP_PROTEASE domain-containing protein
Source: RefSeq, marked reviewed
ACAUGACCAGUAGUGAAGAUAAUAAUCCGUCGACGUCAGAGUCCCCAAAAUGGCCGAUUGGGUCAUUUUUCGACAGGCUUCAAAAUAUGUCAGAUAAUGAGACAUGGAAUAUAGUUUAUGGUGUCGAUUCAACUUCGGAAACAGAGACAAAAGGAUUUUCCUGGCGAGUUAAGGAAGAAAUCAAACUUAUUGGAUUAAAAAUUACAAAUAGUACAAAGAAUAAGACAUUCAUAGCCAAGGGAAUGGUAGAUUAUAUAUCAGAUUUUCUUCACAAAGCGACACGUAGUCUAUGCCAAUUUGAUCAUCGAUUUUUCCCAUCUGAAUGGAUAUUACCAGAAAACUGCUGUGCUCAGCAUUAUUAUUCGAGAGAACAACCCGAGGGAAAGCAUACAAUGAUUGUGGUCAUUCGAUUGUAUCAAAUUCAGAUUUGUUUAAAGCGAACCAAGGAAUCGAAAAUUGGAAGUGGCCUACCAAGAAAACUAGAGGAAGAUUCUAAUAUUUCUGAAUUCCACAAUGCUCAUAGAUUCUAUCGAAGUUUUUUGGAAGCUGCUGUUGAAUAUCUAUACGGCUAUAAUAUCAUGUGGGAAAUUGAUGGCGGAGGACGAUUGGAAGACGAAAUUAAUUGGUAUAAUCAACAUAAUCCUUCUCGCACAGUUGGUCCCAAUGAUAUGAAUGGAGAAAAUGAAAUCCCAGCAGAUAAAUCUUCUAGAAUGGGUAAAAGAUCUUCGAAAAUUCCAAAAAUCAAAAAGUCUAAAAAGUCAAAGCAUCACAAGAAGAAGAAAAGAAAGAGUAGGAGUGAAGAUACUUCUGGCAACAGUUCACCUACCGUAAUCGCAACAGAUGGCUCUUCUCCCGAGUCAGAGGAUCUUUCUGUGUUUCAACUGCUUAAAAAGAUCGGAACAACUGUCAACUUUCAACAGAUUAAGCAAGCUAUGGAGGUUGUACAACAAGGAAGAAAGAGACUCUCUGAGAAUGAUCCAAUUUCUGAAGAUGACUCAAAACGAUUACGCACUCAAAAAUCUGCUUUUUGCAUUAGAUCAACGAUUCCUUGUGAUCCAAGACUUGAAUCUAAAACAUAUCUCGAAAUGUUAGAAAACGAGAGGAUUAAAGAAGCAGCUAGAAAACGGUCGAAAAGCGUCGAUGAUAUUGAGCAUGUGGCAGAUACUGUUACUGAUUCGUCAAUUGAACUUGAAAUCGAACGAAUUCAAACAUUUGAAGAAGAGCCUCGUCCAAUCUCAAUUUUCAACAAUCCACGAUUGAACUCUGGAGAUGAAGAUUCUACUAGAAAUUCACCUUCCAGUGUUAUUUCUCCACCAACUUCCGUUUUUACAAUGUCCCCAAUUCAUGAAGCACACUCUCAGGUUACAUACGACAGUAUUGCUCCACUGGAAAGUCCUGCUAUCGACUCUGAUGACGAUUUUGACUUUUUCCCAUCUUUGGUCGAGACAAGCUCGCGACCAGCGUCUUCCGAAUUGAAAGACACGGAAGAGUGCUUGGACAAUUCUCAGAGCAUGGAAAAAUAUGGAUAUAUUGAUUCUGAAAAUAAUUAUCUUGAAAUGGAACAAGAAGAUACAUCGAAUUCAGAAGAAGAUCAGCUCGAAAUUGCUGAUUCACCAUCUUCUACAAUCUCAUCUGCACAUGGAAGUUAUGAUACAGAUCUUAUCGAUAUAGAGGACAGCUCAGCUCAUGAAACGAUCCUACCAGAUCAGGAAAAAGAAGAAGAUGCUGAAAUAAUUUCAACCACUCAAAACUUUAGUCAAGUCCUUCAUGUUGCUGAGACUACAACACCAGAUCACGUUGAAGAAGUUUCUUUGAAGGCUACAAACAAUGUACCGGAACGAGCUCCAUUCACUAUGUACUCUACAAAGAAUCAGUUAGAACAUCUCUCAACUCCCGAAUACCCAACUGCAAGACGGAUUUCUCUUCAAUUCAAGCCACUGAAGAUUUCGAAUCAAAAACCUGAUAUUUUCAAACAGUAUCACUUGCCAACAAUGAAAGAACUUGAGCAUCUUCCGAAGCAGUUGCGGUAUAUGAGUAGAUCAAAUAAAACUGAUAACAGAUAUUGGUUUGAUGUCGGUACUGUGAAGAAUGACUUUAAACGGAAACUUUUCGGAGACUAUUACCGCGAUUGGAUGCGUUCCGGCCAUUUUAUGAGACAUAAAGUGAAUAGUGUAUGUUCACAAUUGGAUGCAAAUUGUCCUUACUUCAUUCUAAAGGAAGAAACAAGAGAUAGCCCAGCACUGAUGCUCCAAAUUGAAGAACUUCGCGAUAAGCCUAUUCCACUGGAACUACUGAGCAAAAUGGUUUGCAUCAGAAUGAAUGCCAGAUUUUUUAUCGAUUAUUUCGACCAAGUUUCUUGUUUAACUCCAGCCUGCUGGGCCAACAUAGAUUUAAAUAAACUUGGCGACUUCACAAGUUCUGAUGACGAAGUUGCAGACAUUGGAAAAAGCUUUCUUGCAACAUUAUCCGAUCUUCCAGAUAUGCCAACUGAAGUGGUUAUGACUAUUAAGAAGAACUCCCACAUUUUAUACAAAAAAAUUAUGAGUGACUUAGUGAGAACCAUGUUCAUUUUGAAAUUGGAUAGUGAUGGCAAACCACAUUUCUUCUAUGAUGGUGCAUUUGACAUAAAGCCGAAGGUUAGACGAUCUCCACCAUCUCCAUCAAAUAGUGAGAUCUCAUUGUAAUUUCUAUAUAAUUUAUUCAUAACUUUAUGCAUUUUCUUCUGUUUUUUGUUGCAAUUUCUUUCCCUUCCACCGGUUCGCUUCCCUGUUUCUAUGAUCCUCCCUUACCCUUGAAUAAUCUCCUUUCAAUGUUUUUCUUGUUUUUGUUUUACUUGUGUUUUGAUUUUUGAGCUCAAAGUUUUCAAAUGUAAAUAUUUAUA